Molecule: messenger RNA, 860 nt
Organism: Anoplophora glabripennis (Asian longhorned beetle)
Lineage: Eukaryota; Metazoa; Arthropoda; Insecta; Coleoptera; Cerambycidae
Product: cuticle protein 16.5-like
Exons: 5
Coding region: 38-796 (252 amino acids)
Source: RefSeq, a predicted model, not a curated record
GUUGACUCUAGGAACUGCAAACCAAACAUACAUCACAAUGAACUCCUCCGUGCUUGUUGCAUUCUUCGCUCUCUUCGCCGUCGCCAGUGCCGGUUUGUUGCCUGCCGCCCCCAUCGUAUCUGCCUACUCUGCUCCUCUAGUAGGUGCCGGAUUAGUCGGUGAACAAACCGUAGUAGCAGGGCCCUCAGGAACCAUCGCCACAGGAAGAACCCUUGCCGCCCCCGCCGUUGCAGCAUAUGCCGCUCCCGCUGUUGCUGCUUACAGCACUCCCAUUGUAUCUUCUUAUGCCGCCCCCGCUGUUGUAGCUCAAACUGCAAACCAAACAUACAUCACAAUGAACUCCUUCGUGCUUGUUGCAUUCUUCACCCUCUUCGCUGUCGCCAGCGCCGAAAUUUUGCCAGGGGCGCCCUUGGUGUCCGCCUAUUCCGCCCCUGUAGUGUCUGCCUAUUCUGCUCCCGUAGUAGGCGCUGGAUUAAUCGGUGAACAAACCGUAGUAGCAGGACCCUCAGGAACCAUCGCUACCGGAAGGACCCUUGCCACCCCCGCUGUUGCAGCAUACGCCGCCCCUGCUGUGGCUGCCUACAGCGCUCCCAUCGUGUCCUCUUAUGCCGCCCCAGGUGUUGUAGCUCUCGGUGAACAAACCGUAGUAGCAGGACCCUCAGGAACCAUCGCCACCGGAAGGACUCUUGCCGCUCCCGCUGUUGCAGCAUACGCCGCUCCCGCUGUAGCUGCCUACAGCGCCCCCAUUGUGUCCCCUUACGCCGCCCACGGAGUUGUAGCUCGCACCAUUUGGUAGAUGUUUGUGAUGUAAUGUUGUUGUGUUCGAGUUAAUAAAUGUAUUUUUAAAAACACUUAUCUUA